UAGGGGCGCGUGCCUGCCUGCGUCCCUACCCGGAAAAGCCGCCGUGGCCCAAAGUUGAGACUGUGCGCGGCUCCGCGUCCGCGGGAAGUACAGGUCCUGCAGAGGACGGGCGAAAGCGGUCGGACGAAGCCUGCGCGCCCCCGCGUAAGGCCGCGUCCCCCCGACCUGGAGCGGCCGCGCGCACGCCCCGCCCCCUCCCACGCCGCACGGUGCGGGCUGGCGGUGGCCACCCGCGGGAGCAGCGCUUUCCCGGCGACCAAGACAGUGCGUGUCAGCCCUAAUCUGGAUUCGACAUGAACAGUGAGCAGGUCACACUGGUGGGUCAAGUGUUCGAGUCCUAUGUUUCAGAGUACCAUAAGAAUGAUAUUCUCCUGAUCUUGAAAGAAGAAGAUGAAGACGCUCACUUCCCAGUUGUGGUUAACGCCAUGACCCUUUUUGAGACCAACAUGGAACUUGGAGACUAUUUCACCGUGUUUCCCAACGAAGUCCUAACUGUUUUUGACAGUGCACUUCGAAGGUCAGCCUUGGCAAUUUUACAGUCCCUUCCUGACCUUCAGGGGUUUUCUAUGAAGCAGAAUCUUCAUGCCAGGAUAUCUGGUUUGCCUGUUUGUCCUGAACUGGUAAGGGAACAAAUCCCUAAAACCAAGGAUGUGGGACACUUUUUAUCUGUCACUGGGACAGUUAUUCGAACGAGUCUGGUGAAGGUCCUGGAGUUCGAGCGGGAUUACAUGUGUAACAAGUGCAAACACGUAUUUGUGGUGAAGGCUGACUUCGAGCAGUAUUACACCUUCUGUCAGCCAUCUUCAUGUCCAAGCACAGACGGCUGUGAUUCCUCAAAAUUCACUUGCCUCUCAGAUUUGUCUUCAUCUCCAGCCAGAUGUCGGGAUUACCAGGAAAUCAAAAUUCAGGAGCAGGUACAAAGGCUGUCUGUUGGAAGUAUCCCACGAUCUAUGAAGGUUAUUUUGGAAGAUGACCUAGUGGACAGUUGCAAAUCUGGAGAUGACCUCACCAUCUAUGGGGUUGUAAUGCAACGGUGGAAACCCUUUCAGCGAAAUGUGCGCUGUGAAGUGGAGAUCGUCUUGAAAGCCAACUAUGUCCAAGUGAACAAUGAGCAGUCCUCAGGGAUGGUCAUGGAUGAGGACAUGCGAAAAGAAUUUGAAGACUUCUGGGAAUACUAUAAGAGUGACCCCUUUGCAGGGAGGAAUGAAAUACUGGCCAGCUUGUGUCCUCAAGUAUUUGGGAUGUAUCUAGUAAAGCUUGCUGUGGCCAUGGUACUGGCUGGUGGAAUUCAAAGAACUGACGCUGCAGGAACAAGGGUCAGAGGUGAAUCUCAUCUUUUAUUGGUUGGGGAUCCUGGCACAGGGAAAUCACAAUUCCUCAAAUAUGCAGCAAAGAUUACGCCAAGGUCCGUUUUGACCACAGGAAUUGGAUCGACUAGUGCAGGUCUGACAGUAACAGCUGUAAAAGACUCAGGAGAAUGGAAUUUGGAGGCUGGUGCCUUGGUGCUUGCAGAUGCUGGCCUGUGCUGUAUUGACGAAUUUAACAGCCUCAAAGAGCAUGACAGAACCAGCAUCCAUGAAGCAAUGGAACAACAAACCAUAAGUGUUGCUAAGGCUGGGCUUGUUUGUAAGCUGAACACAAGGACAACCAUUCUGGCAGCAACUAACCCCAAAGGCCAAUACGACCCCCAGGAGUCUGUGUCUGUGAACAUUGCCCUCGGCAGCCCACUCUUAAGUCGAUUUGACCUCAUCCUGGUUUUGCUCGACACUAGAAAUGAAGACUGGGAUCGUAUAAUUUCCUCCUUUAUCUUAGAAAAUAAAGGUUAUCCAAGCAAAUCAGAGAACCUGUGGAGCAUGGAAAAGAUGAAAACCUACUUCUGCCUCAUUAGAAAUCUCCAGCCCACACUGUCUGACGUGAGCAAUCAAGUACUCCUCCGAUACUAUCAAAUGCAAAGGCAGAGUGAUUCACGGAAUGCAGCUCGGACAACCAUCCGCCUGUUGGAAAGCUUGAUUCGAUUAGCAGAAGCUCAUGCUCGCCUGAUGUUUCGAAAUACCGUGACUCUAGAAGAUGCUAUUACAGUGGUGUCAGUGAUGGAGUCCUCGAUGCAGGGAGGUGCACUGCUAGGAGGUGUGAAUGCUCUUCACACUUCCUUCCCUGAAAGCCCACAGGCACAGUACUGGAGGCAGUGUGAACUCAUUCUGGAAAAGCUGGGACUCCAUAGCCUCUUGCAGGAAGAGCUUAGAAGACUUGAAAGGUUACAGAAUGACAGUGUGCACCAACGCCAGCCACAGUCACUAGACGUAGAGGCAGUUCCAGAUUCCUCAAGAAAUGAUCCAAGGCACAAGCCAAGGCUGGCAACUUCAGCACAGCAGGAACAGAGCUGUAACUGGUACAACUCCUCCCCAGCUGUGAGUCCCACGGAGAGGCCUGAUGGAGACUCUCCACCUGGUCCAGCACUUAGUGGACCAACAAGUAGGAACCAGUCUGAGCUUAAAGGUGGCAGGGGUGAUGAUUUAGACUGGUUUAACCUCAUGGCGACUCCUGAGAUUGAACCAGAAAGCACCAUUGUGUCUCCUGAUCUGAAAACAACUGAGGAAAAUGUGGCUUUGAAAAUCUCCAACAGUAAAUUUCAGGGCAAGGAGAAACAUGAGCCAGGGCAAAGGAGCAAAUUAUUAGAAGCUGGGCAUCUUCUACCAUCGGGAGCCAUGGAUGCUCCCUUACAGUCGAACAGUGUCACGAAUACAAAGGCAAGACUGGCAGCAGUUGUGUCUGAUAUAGCAGGACAGGCUGGUGAACCAGACUCUGGACUGACUCACGUGCCCCACAGGCUCCCCAAGCUGCAGAAGGAAGGGUCUCAAAACUUGUACAGAAGUACAACCAGGGUGCGAUCACUGCUACCUACAGUUCCCUUUCCCCCAUCCAUUCCUUCUCCUGAGCCAGAGAAAACAACAGAAACACCCAAAAGAAAGAGACAGAAAUCUGCUCAGGUGGGAGAGCCUGAACUUGAAAGUGUCAAGACUACACAAACCCCAGUUGCAAAACUAGGCAAAUUCACUUUUAAAAAGAAAACAAAACUGACCCACUCCCCUGAAUGCCGCAGCCCUGUGCUUCUCAGUUCUACUAAAAUAGCAACCAACAGUUUGAAAAUUCCCCAGCAAAGAACAAGAAGAGAAGCAGCUGUGCCUGUGGAAGGCCCAGGAAAGUUGACAUCUCCCUCAGGAGACAGAUGCUCUGGCCAGCUGCAGGGAGAGACAAAGGAGCUCUCAAGGCAGCCACCAGAGAGUAAUAGACCAAGAGAGGAGAGGGAACAGGGCCCUGAAAGAAGGGUUGUUCAGCCCGAACUGGAGCUUGGGAACCAAGCUGGGCACUCUCAUCCAGCACAUGAGAAAGCCAGAAAGGAAGGGGUUUCCUGCAGUAAUAAAAGCAGCAGGGUUCAUGCUGGAACAUUAGCCAGACUGGCAAACUUCUCCUUCACUCCUCCUCCGGAAUCCAAAUCAGAACCCCUCUGUCCUGAAAGGAAGGACCACAGGGAGAGAAGCUGCAGCCUUCCUGCAAGCACAGCUCCGGUGCUUGGCCAGCAAAGGCAGUCUUUUCAGCUGCAGCAGCCCACCAAGAGAGGGAAUCUUUCCACACCGUCCCUCUUCACUCUAUCAGAACUCGAUGAUGAAGCAUUAGAUUUUGACUGGGAUGAAGAGAUGAGGAAAAAUCCAUGAUUAUGAAAAGCUUUCUGGUCAGAACUGUCUUCCCAGCUCAAUUGAGUGCCUCCAAAGUGUAGUGCAGUGGUUAUGGGUGUGUCCAUAAUGGGUAGUAAGUGCCAUACAGAAGCCCAGCUUCCUGUGGGUUCACAAUUCCAUGGUUAUCCUCAUGACUUAGAAUGCUAAAUAAUUAAUUUUUGUCAGUGUGAUACCAGCACUUGGGAUGAAUGAAUUAAGGCUUUAUUUCUCAAAACGAUGAUUUGCAUCCCAGGGCAUUUCUAGUUUUCCACCUGUUUCUGUUUUUUUUCUUUUCUUUUUCUUGUUGUUGUUGUUGUGCUUAUUGAUGUUGUUCUUGUUAUUCUUGUUCUUUUUUUCUUCUUGUUGUUGUUCUUCUUCUUUUGGGGGGCUUGGUUGAUUGUUUUGUUUUUGUUUUUUUAUUGUUUUUUUGUUUUGGGGUUUGGGUUGAUUGCUUGGUUUGGUUUGGUUAUAAUAGAGAAGUUCUUUUCUAAGUUUCUUUUUUCACUUAUCCAGACCAAAUGGCAAGAAGGUAGCACUCAUAAAUCUAACAAGGCAGAUGAGUGUUUUCUGUUUUGCUUUGUAUUUUCUACCAAAUAUGUACUGAAUGUUGUAUUUAUUAACAUUGGGAUUAACUGGUCAGAAUCAUGUGAUUUUCUUGAACCUUUGUGUUUACUUUCAUGCAUCAGGUUAAAAGAGACUGAGCCUUUUCCAUCUUUGAGAAGCUUGCUUUCCCUCCAUGGUACCCUCAAGGAAAGUCACACUGUAGCCUUCCAGUACUGACUUUGUCUCUUUUCCUUUAGCCAGUAUUCCCUCCCCGUCUUUGAUUCUUUUUUAUGCUCAGAGCCUACCUUCAAUGCAACUUAAAUCAUGUGGUUAGAAAACGAGUGAGGUACUUAGUCACAUCCACAUCAGUAUUAACAUGGAAAUGUGAUUCUACUAGGUUGUCAUUUAUUUGUCUUUUUAAAAAAAUGAAGCAAAUUUGGCUUGAGAUAUGGCUCAGAAGUAGGUGUUUAUCUAGCGUUUAUGAAGUCCCAGGUUAAAUCCCUUACACGAAACUAAAUAUAUAAGUAAAAAUAAAAUAAAACCAAACAUUUCCAUGUCUGAUGGGAGUCAAAGACUCAAACUGUGUUCUUCUUUGUGCUUCUAAACUGCUUUCUGUGGAUUCCAGAGGGAGCUCUUAGGGCUCUGUCCUGACAGACGUGUUCAGCAUUUGCAUUUGUAGCCUUGACUGAUUCCUGAAUCAACUGGAGGAUUCUGGGACAUGAGAGUACUCAAAACUGUAUGUGAUUUGUUAAUGUUUACUUUGUGAAACUCGUACAGGAAAAAAAACUUAUGAAGCCAAAUCUUCUUGAGCAUUUAAAAAUUAAUUCUCAAAUUGACUAUCUUACUACAACAUUUUAAACUGUUCAGGCGGAUUUAACACUUAGGAGUCUUUGGAUACCUUAAACAGCUCAUAAAACAUUUAUAUAAGCAGUACUUUCAGACUCACUUAAACCUACUCAAAAACAUUAAGAUUAUGCUUUAAUUAAUGUAUUUCUGCAACUAUUUAAGAACUGUCAAGUAUAGUAUGAUCCUGAAUAUAUUCCUUGUACCCUAGCAUUAUAUUUUUCCCUGGGUUUCACUAGACUUCCUAUAAAUAAAGAAGAAAGAAAAGGA
This is a messenger RNA of Psammomys obesus (fat sand rat), 5369 nucleotides long. RefSeq names its product minichromosome maintenance 9 homologous recombination repair factor (gene Mcm9). Gene Ontology annotation, molecular function: single-stranded DNA binding; ATP hydrolysis activity; ATP binding. Gene Ontology annotation, biological process: double-strand break repair via homologous recombination. NCBI's taxonomy places the organism in Eukaryota, Metazoa, Chordata, Mammalia, Rodentia, Muridae. The transcript is spliced from 13 exons. The record is from RefSeq and is a predicted model, not a curated record. Gene Ontology annotation, cellular component: nucleus; MCM complex. Bases 294 to 3713 code for a protein of 1139 amino acids.